GAGAGAGAGAGAGGGGAAGAGAAGAACGGGAAUAAGGGGAAGCAUUAGAGCCGCGGAAUUGGACGAAGGCGGAAGACAAAGACGAUGAAGAGGAAAAGGUUAAGAGGGAAGGAGUAAACAGGAAGGAACGGGAUGGAAUCUGCCUUUGCCUUCUACCCUCAACCCCUUUAAAAGCCGAUACUUUGAGAAUAGAUCCUUCUUCCCACCUCCACCUCCUCCUCGUUCUGUUCCUGCUUUGCAUAUCAUAACUUUCUUCACUUCCUUCUUUUCAGGAAAAUUCUUCUUCUUUUUUUCCCCAAGAACGAAUCCUGCGCACGAAUUUAUUGCUUGUUUCUGUGUUGUUGUUGUUGUGAUGUUCCGUUCAAGAUUUAGAUUUUGAUUGUUGUUGUGUGUCUUGCAAUCCGCCCCUAUCCUUCUCGAAUAAAAAUCCUUCCUUUUACGUGAUCAUAUAGGCGCAUUCGUCUUUUUCAUAUGUUGUUGUUGUUGACGAUGAUGUUCUCGUUUGCUGUCUGUCAAUCUCAAGCCUUCACGUAUUCGAUCGAUUUUUCCAAGAAAAAAAUUCCAGAAAAGGGACAAAGUUGAGCGGGGGAAGAAAUUGGAUCGAUCGGAUCGAGGAGCGUCAGCGGGGCGUAACUUUCGUGGGGUCUCCACGGAUUCGCCAAUCCGAAACGCUUUGUUUCGCUGCCUGGCUGCUCUGGAGUGCAUACUGGAUGUGAUCAGGGCCCUUCCGAUGGGUUCCUGUCUGUCGUCGGAUGGCCGGAGCAGCGACUCUCGACCGUCGUCCCCGGCGACAGGGGCCAGGCGGCAUCGGAGGGGCCCGAGGAAGCGGCCGCGUGGCUUGUCGGAGGAGGAGCAGCAACUCCAUGGGAUUCCCGGGAGGAUGUUCCUCAAUGGCGCAUCCAGUGCCGCGUCUCUGUUCACCCAGCAGGGCAAGAAGGGGACCAAUCAGGACGCCAUGAUCGUGUGGGAGAAUUUUGGCAAUAGAAGUGACACUGUUUUUUGUGGAGUUUUUGAUGGUCAUGGUCCAAACGGCCACAUGGUGGCAAGGAAAGUGAGAGAUAUUCUCCCUCUAAAGCUGUGUGCCAGUUGGGAAGCAAAUACAGGAAAUGAUGAGGUCAUAGAGAACAAUAUCGGCAAUCCUGGUAGCGUGAUUUCAGAGGAAACAUCAUCUGUGUUCCUCAAUGAAGAAUCCAGAGCUCUCACUGGUUUUGAAGAAACGGACAAGGAUUCAGAAACCUUGACAACAUUGGAAGACUCGUUCUUAAAAGCUUUUAGGGUAGUGGAUAAAGAAUUGAGAUUGCAUCCUGAUAUUGAGUGCAUUUAUAGUGGGACAACAGCAGUCACUUUGGUCAAGCAGGGCCAAGAUCUUGUCAUUGGAAAUGUUGGAGACUCAAGAGCAGUACUGGGCACUAGAGAUCAUAAUAACUCCUUGAUUCCAGUUCAGUUGACUGUGGACCUCAAACCAAAUCUUCCCAGGGAAGCGGAAAGAAUUAGGCGUUGUAGGGGCCGUGUCUUUGCUCUCCGGGAUGAGCCGGAGGUGGCUCGGGUUUGGCUCCCUAAUAUCGAUUCCCCAGGCUUAGCCAUGGCACGAGCUCUCGGUGAUUUUUGUUUGAAAAAAUUUGGCCUGAUUUCUGUGCCUGAGAUUACAUAUAGACGUGUCACUGAAAAAGAUGAGUUUAUCGUCUUGGCCACCGAUGGGGUCUGGGAUGUAUUAUCCAAUCAAGAGGUGGUAGAGAUUGUUGAUACUGCUCCUACAAGGUCCUCUGCAGCUCGAUAUCUUGUUGAAACAGCAGUCAGAGCCUGGAGGAUCAAGUAUCCUACGUCAAAGAUAGAUGACUGUGCUGUGGUCUGCCUCUUCCUUGAUGUAGAAUCAUCUAAUGGUUCCUCCAUUGAACGGACAAAUGAAGGCGAUGGGCCACUGGAUGGCAUGGAACUUGCAGGGUCAACUUCUUUGGACCAAUCUAGCACACUCGGAGCUUGCACCGAGAUUCAGCAGUAUAAGGAAGAUCAAGAAAAAGACAACUAGAUCUCAAUCAUAUCAACAACGCUCCCGUGAUGAUGGCACCCAAACGCAGGUUGGCGACUGUUUGUGCUCUACAGAGGUGUCCCAAAUGCAUACCUUAUUUAUACUGCCAAAAUUACUGCUGCUUAGAAGCUGACAACCACCACCAAAAGUUAGCAACUAGCUUGGCAGUGGCUUAAGUGGUCUCGUGGACUAAUUAAAGAAAUCUACAGCUGGAAUUCCUUUUUUUCACGAGAAGAGCAGCCUGACUGUAUUCAAACGUCUAGGUGAUCUCUCCGUGAGCUCCAAAUGUCAAAUGUCAGUGUGUAGGAUUGCAUUUGUUUUUGUACAAUUCCAACUUGUUUAUGUGGUUUGUUAUAAUUGUUAUCUCCUUAAUUAAUUUGAGGAAUCAAUGCUUUACUUGAUCAUUGUUUUACUCUGAUCAUUGUUCUGUAUUCUGUAAACUGUACUAUGUUAUUUAUUUAUUUAUUUAUUUAUUAUA
Musa acuminata subsp. malaccensis (wild Malaysian banana) is the source of this 2504-nucleotide messenger RNA. Its product is annotated as probable protein phosphatase 2C 33. The record is from RefSeq and is a predicted model, not a curated record. NCBI's taxonomy places the organism in Eukaryota, Viridiplantae, Streptophyta, Magnoliopsida, Zingiberales, Musaceae. Gene Ontology annotation, biological process: peptidyl-threonine dephosphorylation. Gene Ontology annotation, molecular function: protein serine/threonine phosphatase activity.